CAGGCGGCGGCGGGAGCGCCGUGCCGGGCCGGGCGGGCGGCGGGGCCAUGCUGGGCAAGGACUACAUGCUGGCCAUCGUCCUGGUCAACUGCGACGACAACCUCUGGAGCGACCAGAGCCUGGAGACAGACCCUGACCUCCCCCCAAGCUGGAGGAAAAUCUGUGACUCUCUGGGUACCUAUUACUGGCAUGUGCCAACAGGCACGACACAGUGGCAGCACCCUGCAUGCACCACCGGCCCAGGAGGGCACCCGGAGGCUGAUGGAGAGGAAACACUCCAGGGAAGGGAAUGCCAGGGCCCUGCAGCGAAGCACUCGGCAAAGGACCGGCCCAUUCCCAGCCCCAUGGCUUCGCUGUCCCGGAGGCACUCACUGUCCUGGCACGGAGAUGACUUCCAGCACAGUGCAGAGCCCGGCUCCAAGUGCUUUGCUGUGCGCUCUCUGGGCUGGGUGGAGAUCCCCGAGGAGGACCUGGCACCUGGCAAGAGCAGCAUCGCUGUCAACAACUGCAUCCAGCAGCUCUCCAACAGCAAGGGCCAGGGCUCUGCGGAGAACCAGGGUGAGGGCCAGGACCUAGUGAUGAUUCUGAAGAAGGACACCAUGAGCCUGGUGGACCCCCUCGACCGCAGCCUCAUCCACCGCCAGCCCAUCCUCAACAUCCGCGUCUGGGGGGUUGGCUGCAACAACGGCAGUGACCUGUCCCCUCUCCUCCCUUCUGACUGCCACCACGGCUGCAGGGACAGAGACUUUGCCUUUGUGGCAAGCGACAAGGACACCUGUGUCCUCAAGUGUCACGUCUUCCACUGCAACGUACCUGCCAAGGGCAUCGCCAAGGCUCUGCAUGAGAUGUGCUCCAAGAUCGUGGCCGAGCGAGCUGUAGCGAGCAGCAGGCUGCCCCGCGCCGCCACCCUGGAGCCCAUCUCUGCUGAGGAUCUGCCACUGCAAGUGGACAUCCUAGAAGCGGUGAGGCAGUCAAUGCAGACCUACGAGGCGCUCUACAUCGGCAGCCUGCCCGUGCCCAGGGCCAUGGGGAUGGAUGUGCUGAACGAGGCCAUCGAGAAGCUGACGAGGCGCCCUGGGCGGGAGAACUGGACGCCCUCCCUCAUCUACGUGUCCGACACGGCCAUGAGGGUGCACCCGGCGCAGGAGCCCGAGGAGGCGGCGCACAUCUGGGAAUGCCAGGUGCGGUACGUGACCUUCCUGGGGGUGGGCCGGGACGCGCACACCUUCGCGCUCAUCGUGGACACGGGGCGACGCUUCCAGUGCGCGGCCUUCUGGUGCGAGCCCGACGCCGGCACCAUCUCGGAGGCAGUGCAGGCCGCCUGCAUGGUGCAGUACCAGAAGUGCCUCGUGGCCGCCGCGCCGGGGGCGAAGGCGAAGAGCGCGGCCGGCCGGGGCCGGGCCGGGCCGGCGGCCGCGGGGGACGCUGCCCGCGGGGCGGCCAAGGCCGGGGGGAGCGGCGGCGGGGCGGGGGCCGGGGCCCGCAAGCGGGGACUCUUCUCCUUCCUGGAGGUGUUCCGCCUCCGGCGGGCCCUCCUGCACAGCCCGUAG
This is a messenger RNA of Hirundo rustica (Barn swallow), 1550 nucleotides long. RefSeq names its product amyloid beta precursor protein binding family B member 3 (gene APBB3). The coding region runs from base 48 to 1550 and encodes 500 amino acids. The transcript has 13 exons. Gene Ontology annotation, molecular function: amyloid-beta binding; transcription factor binding. The record is from RefSeq and is a predicted model, not a curated record. Gene Ontology annotation, cellular component: cytoplasm; nucleus. NCBI's taxonomy places the organism in Eukaryota, Metazoa, Chordata, Aves, Passeriformes, Hirundinidae. Gene Ontology annotation, biological process: regulation of DNA-templated transcription.